GUAACCAACCAAGAUCCACAUGGCGUGACUUCAUUGGUCAGAGGCAGCCAGGUAAUUUCCACGUGGGCCUUCUCUCUCAAAGCGCCAAAGCCUCCCCACCUGUCUUAAAUUCAUCCCAAAAUUUCAAAAGGCGACUUCUCAGAGGGACACCGACUCUCUCUCUCUCGGUGUCUCCGCCUCUCUCUCUCUCUGAAAUCUCCGGAAUCCUAAUCUCUCGGAACGCCGUCGUUUCCCCCACAAAUGGUGGCGAUUUCGAAUCUCACAGGAUGCGGUGGCCACGCCGCAGUCAGUUUCGGAGAGAGGCGGUACUUGAAGCUCCCUUCGCUCACCGACGGAUUCAAUUCUCGGAUCUCUUUCCCCUCUACGACUCAGUUAGCUGUUGGCCAUGUGAGCAAGACUGACAAAAAAAUUGGUGUUCGUAUGGCAUUAGUCAAUGAAAGGGUUGCACAAAGUGGAAGUUUGGCCAAGGCUUCUGAAAUCCUGGCAUUUGAUCUUGUUCAAGGGGCACUUGUAAAAUGGAGUUCUGUUAUGGACAAGUCAUUGCCCGAGCCGCCAACGGCUGUUUUUCUGCAUGGAAUUUUAGGUAGCAGGAAAAAUUGGGGAACGUUCACUAGAAGAUUGGCUCAGGAAUUUCCAACGUGGCAGUUCCUAUUGGUGGACCUACGGUGUCAUGGUGAUUCAGCCUCAAUUAAGAAAACAGGCCCCAAUACUGUUUCUUCCACUGCUCUUGAUGUCUUGAAACUAGUUCGGCAGCUUAGAAUAACACCUCGGGUUUUGGUUGGUCACAGUUUCGGAGGGAAAGUUGCCUUGAGCAUGGUGGAGCAAGCUGCAAAGCCUCUUGCACGACCAGUCAGAGUUUGGGUUCUAGAUUCUACUCCUGGAAAGGUUCGUCCUGGUGGGGAUGGGGAGGACCAUCCAGCAGAAUUAAUAUCUGUCCUAAAUACUCUACCCAAAGAAGUUUCCUCAAAGCGGGAUGUUGUGCAAGCUCUAGUUCAAAAAGGAUUCUCCAAAGAUGUGGCACAGUGGGUGGUUACUAAUCUUCGACCUAGUGGUCCUCUUGGUUCAACUCCGUCCACCUUCUCUUGGACAUUCGAUCUCAAUGGGAUUUCUGAAAUGUAUCAAUCUUAUGAAGAAAUGAAUUUAUGGAAAAUUGUUGAAGAUGUGCCUGGAGGUGUCCAUGUGAACUUCUUGAAAGCAGAAAGAAGCUUGCACAGAUGGGCUCUAGAAGAUCUCCAGAGGAUUCAUGCUGCUGAGGAGCUUGCUGUGGAGGAGGGAGGUGGAGUUGAAAUGCAUGUGCUUGAGGAUGCAGGUCACUGGGUGCAUGCGGAUAAUCCAGACGGGCUCUUUAGGAUCCUUGCUUCUUCUUUCCGGUGACUCAAAACUUCAGGGAGCUUUAGCAUGGCCACACCUCGAAAUCAGAUAUAAUAGCAGCUGUAGCGGUUGUGUGAAAAAGAAUAUACAAAGUGGUUCUCCAUUGUAUGAUUAUAUACAUCUAUGAUCUAUGUAUCUUAAUGAUUUGUAUCUUUUAUCAAUAUGGCUCUCUUUUUUGGUCGCA
Fragaria vesca subsp. vesca is the source of this 1555-nucleotide messenger RNA. RefSeq names its product alpha/beta hydrolase domain-containing protein 11-like. The record is from RefSeq and is a predicted model, not a curated record. The transcript is spliced from 13 exons. NCBI's taxonomy places the organism in Eukaryota, Viridiplantae, Streptophyta, Magnoliopsida, Rosales, Rosaceae. Bases 241 to 1374 code for a protein of 377 amino acids.